AUGAGUCUUUGGAAGGAAAUGAAUAAAGACGAACUUAAUAAGCAGUAUUCUCCAAGCUGCUGGUCACACCGAAUGGACAAGGAUACUGUAAUAGCAGCUCAUAUCAAAGAAAUGACUAAAGGGACUGAACAAGGUCGCAGUGUAGCUCAGACUUGGUUGGAUGUUGCAUACGGACAAGGAGAUGGUGAAACCUUAGAUGUUUAUCUCCCUCCAAAUCCAUCACCAGCACCAGCUCUGCUGAUUUAUUUUCACGGAGGUUACUGGCAGUUGCUGAGCAAAGACUUGUCUGGUUUCAUGGUGCCUCCAUUGACUAAAGCUGGAGUAAUUGUUGUUGCUGUUGAUUACACCUUGGCCCCAAAAGGUAAUAUGGACCUAAUUGUAUCUCAAGUCCGACGUAGUGUAGCUUUUACUGUGCAACAGUAUUCUUCUUUGAGUGGCGUUUACCUUUGUGGACAUUCUGCUGGUGCUCAUCUGGGAGCCAUGGUACUUUGUACUGAUUGGAAAGAGUAUGGUAUCUCUCCUGAUAUUAAAGGUGCUUUACUUGUCAGUGGGAUUUAUGAUCUCUGUCCAAUUGUUCAUACCAUUGUCAAUGAUCCUCUUAAGAUGACCGAGGCUGAUGCUCUCCGAAAUAGUCCGAUGCAAUUUUUGAAUGUCACGAAGCAGCUGAAUGGUAACUGUGAGAUCAUAAUCGCCGUGGCACAGCAUGACUCAGAUGAAUUUAGGAAACAAUCUCAAGAAUAUUACCAGGCUAUUAAGGCUGCUGGGUUGAAGGUCAGUUUUCAAGAUGUACCAAAUACAGAUCAUUUUGAUAUCAUAGAAAAACUAGUGGAUGAGAACUACUUUCUUACACAGGUACUGUUAAAAAUGGUGACUAGAAGAUGAAUCAAUUUCCACAGAACUACAAGAGCAUAACUGUCCCCUCAUUGCUACAGAAAGAACUGUAGAUAUUCUUAGUU
Hemiscyllium ocellatum (epaulette shark) is the source of this 956-nucleotide messenger RNA. RefSeq names its product arylformamidase (gene afmid). Gene Ontology annotation, molecular function: arylformamidase activity. The transcript has 11 exons. The record is from RefSeq and is a predicted model, not a curated record. Bases 1 to 882 code for a protein of 293 amino acids. NCBI's taxonomy places the organism in Eukaryota, Metazoa, Chordata, Chondrichthyes, Orectolobiformes, Hemiscylliidae.